CACGACUAUCUCCUUCGGUAGGUUAUCUCACUAUCACCCUUCAUCCUCUCUGGUUCUGCUCUGAGAACAGAAUGAUGUUUUGUUGGAUACUGAUAUCGCUAAUUGUACGAUUUCUCAAAGCACAAGAAACCCACACGGUAAUUUACGCACAGAUUGGAGGGGCCGUUACCAUACCUAGAGAUUCAUCAGUAACAGCAGAUAAUGUUUAUGUGAACUGGUACCGCGGUUCAGAUAAAAAACUAGUUAUCAGCAGGAACCCUCAGGGUGGGAUCCAAAUGGGGAAAGAUGAUAAAACACAUGCCUCUCUGUCAUCGAAUUACGAUCUCCAAAUCUCACCAGUACAGGAUUCUGAUUUUGAAGUUUGGCGCUGUGAACAACAUGUAUUAACGUCUACUUAUGUCAAGACCUACAAACUGUACCAUGUCACUAUACCCAAAGUGCCAGCCGUGAUAUUUGGUGACUCUCUGUCUCUGGAAUGUAAAACUGAUUCGAGUUCAGCGAGGCCCAGAAUAACGUGGACUCCACCUGAAAACUCUGGUUGUCCUGAAAUCAAGCGUUAUGGAAACACAAUUUCAGUCAAAGAUGUGUCCAGGUGUCAUAGUGGUGUUUGGACAUGCCAGGUGGAGUAUGAUUGGAGAGAAACUAAAGCAACAACAACUGUUUUUGUAAUAGACCUCUCCCCUUCUCCUCCAGAUCCGAUUUAUACCUCUCUCUCCUCAUCCUCUACAGUCAACAUCCCAUGUUCCCUGUCAUCUAACAUUCCCUGGUCCGUUUUAAAUGAGACAGGCCUCCAGGGUGGUAGUUGGAGCUUCACUCCUCUCAGCGAUCAAAACCAGCCUCAGACUCUCCUCAGCCUCAGUGUUGGUCCCGUGGUCAGAUGGGAUGUCACACCGGGCACAGACAGCAGGGUCAAGGGAAGAGAGUUAAAAGAUGCAGAUCUAUCGAUUCAUAAUCUGCCUGUAUCAGAGAAGAUCAGGGGGGAGUACAGCUGUAGCCUGACGUUCAAGAGCAAGACCCUCAGCAGAAAAGUCAAGGUGGAGGUUCUGCAGGGUCAGCUUAUGGAGACCCAUGAGACAUACUGCUUAAAGGAGAAAAGCAAACCACUGGAAGGAUUGUUGAAUUAAAUUAAAUAUUAGAUUAAAAAAAAUAAAUAAAUAAAUAAGUUGUUACAUCUUGUCAAUCAUCUGUUUAAAAUGAAAUAUUUGUUAGUACUUAAAUCUGUUGUAACCUGUGUUGGAUCUUUGUCAACACAGUCAGUAAGGUUUUUGUUAAUUUUGAAAGAAAUAUUUUAUUCUUUUUUCAAUUUAUUUUGUUAAAAUAUUAAAACAUCAACUGAAGAGCAUAUUAUGUAUUAUUUACCCAAGGACAUUGGUUGUUUAAUAUUAAAAAAGAGGGUAGAGAAUUAAGGAAUUUAGGAACUGGAUUGUUCAUGACAGUUUGUUUGAAAACAGAAUUUUUAGAGAAUGUAUUUUAUCACUUAGUGCCAUGAUUACUGAACACCAUUAUUACAUAACUGAAUACUUACACUGUUUAGAAAAAAAAAUAAAAUGGAGAAAAAAAAAAAAAAAUAGUAUGCUUUUCAGUGUGUCUAGGAGUUGACACAAGUUAAAUUGUGAAGUGAAUAAAUGUCAAUUAAAAACAUUUUCAUAAAAACAUGUUCU
Molecule: messenger RNA, 1661 nt
Organism: Megalobrama amblycephala (Wuchang bream)
Lineage: Eukaryota; Metazoa; Chordata; Actinopteri; Cypriniformes; Xenocyprididae
Exons: 6
Coding region: 72-1124 (350 amino acids)
Biological process (GO): interleukin-15-mediated signaling pathway; positive regulation of ERK1 and ERK2 cascade; T cell activation
Cellular component (GO): membrane raft; external side of plasma membrane
Molecular function (GO): MHC class II protein binding; protein tyrosine kinase binding
Source: RefSeq, a predicted model, not a curated record